Messenger RNA from Girardinichthys multiradiatus, 819 nucleotides. RefSeq names its product leucine-rich repeat protein soc-2 homolog. The record is from RefSeq and is a predicted model, not a curated record. Gene Ontology annotation, molecular function: protein binding. NCBI's taxonomy places the organism in Eukaryota, Metazoa, Chordata, Actinopteri, Cyprinodontiformes, Goodeidae.
AUGGAAACAUUAACAACAGCAGAGACCAAAGACCUACCGCUGAAUGUGUCUUCAAGUCUUAAUGAGUUGGAUGUUUCUAGUGUUUACCUGAAAAGGAUUAGCAUAACAUCAAUCUUUCCCUACCUGCAAAUGUUAGAUCUUUCGGCUUGUGGAUCUCAACCUCAUGCAAAGUGUGAUGUACCUGACAAAACUUUACUCAGUAACAUACAGCUUUAUCUUGAACAAAAAUUGCUGUCCCUUGAAAGCAUCCAAGAACUCACAUGUCUUAUCUCACUGCUUCAUCUGCAGUUGAGUUAUUUGGCAGACUGCAUUGGAAAAGGACUACUGUCAACAGUCUGCAAAAUACCAAUACUGAGAAGGCUGGAUUUGUCAAAAAGCCGCUUUGACAAUAUACCCACUGAGCUUUCAACAUGCUUUCAGCUCACAAAGCUGAACCUGUCCACCAACAGGAUAACUGAACUGCCAAAAGGGUCAAUACAGCCAAUGAAGCAACUGCAGUCCCUAAAUGUGAGUCAGAAUUUGCUCACCAGAGUUUCACAGGAUGUCAGAAGCCUCGUCUGCCUUAAGAUCUUAGACUUUAAUUCCAAUCGUAUCUUCGAGCUGACCUGUGAAGAUUUUAUGAACACAACACAUCUCACAGAGCUUUACCUGAACACAAACCGCAUUGCGAGACUGGAUAAGUGUGUUGUUCAAAAUCUCACAGGUUUAAAGCGUUUAGACUUAAAUAAAAAUCUUCUGCUAACCUUUGGAGACACAUUCAAAGUUGCUUUAAAGAAUCUGGAGUUUUUAGAUAUGACAGACACCUCUAUAACAUGUUGA